Molecule: messenger RNA, 243 nt
Organism: Fomitopsis serialis
Lineage: Eukaryota; Fungi; Basidiomycota; Agaricomycetes; Polyporales; Fomitopsidaceae
Exons: 2
Source: RefSeq, a predicted model, not a curated record
GUCGUGACUUACCGGUACAAGGAGAAGAUGGUCUACGUUACACCCGCGGACACAUACGAGCAAGCCGUCCAGUUCGCGCGAGAGGUCUUCCCCGACGACCUGCGCCACAUCCACCCCCAACAGCUGUCCUUCACGAUCAUCUCGAACACGCCCAAGGGCAAGCGCACGGUGCAGAUCUCGCCCAUGGCCUGGAAGGCCGUCGUCGGCACGCUCGCGUGCUACGAGAUCAUCGACCUCAACGUG